AUGCGCACUGGUACCUUCGCUGCUUCCGCCGCCGCAUUCGCCGGCUUGGUCUCAGCUGUUCCGAGCGCAACCAUAAUCAUCGAGGCAUCCCAUGGCGGUGCCGGCAACGGCUUGACCAACACCACCAUCGUCGUCCCCGUGGGUCCCGUCUACACAAACCCGGACGCCCUCAGCACCGUAUCUACGCUCUACUUGACGGCAGCCUCAGAGGUGGCAGUCGAGAGCAUAUCAUGCACGCCCUACCAGACCACAAACGGCACGGGCGGGCACGGCCUGGCCUUCACCAGCAGCACGCCGUCGUUCCUCUCCACCAACACCGUGCAGGUCGGAAGCAUCGUGUGUGUGAGCAGCACGGGCAGCAAUGGCACCGCCACCACGGUCGCGCCUCGCCCGACCUCGACCGGGAGCAGCAGUGGCGGCGGCAACAACACCGCGAACGCUACGUCGACACUCCUGACCACUUACACACCAACGGCCGCUCCCACGAGUACUUCUGUACCAGGCACGAGCGGUGCCAUGAGCGCAAACGUGCCAUACGCUAUGUCGGCACUCCUUGUUGGUGCGGCUGGCAUCAUGUUCAGCCUGUGA
Molecule: messenger RNA, 588 nt
Organism: Truncatella angustata
Lineage: Eukaryota; Fungi; Ascomycota; Sordariomycetes; Amphisphaeriales; Sporocadaceae
Exons: 1
Coding region: 1-588 (195 amino acids)
Source: RefSeq, a predicted model, not a curated record